UGCGUCUUGGUGGGGAUGUGGUCUGGAGAGCAGCCUGAGAGGGAAAUCCCGGAGUUUCCCAGGAUUCAGCGACCCCUCUGUUCCCCAGGAAGCAGGAGGAAGUGGAGAGUGAAGGCUUUUGGGUGCUGGGAGCUGUCCCCUGCCUGUGCCACCUCACCAGCCCCAUAGAGGGGUGCCAGCCCUGCUGUGCCCUAGGGGGGUUCCAGGCUUUUCCCUGGAGCAGAGCUCCUGGCAGGAGACCUUGGGGCCGGUGCUCUGGAGCUCUGAGGAUGCAGAAAGGCACCUUAAACCCCCUCCUUGGACUGCCCUGCCUCUCCUCUGCCCAGUGGAAGGCAGGAUUUACCUUCCCUGUGCUCUGGAGUGGGCAGGUCUUCCCCGGCCUGGCCCCUGGAGGAGCUCCCAAAUGUGGAGCAGGAGGAUCACGUUGGAUUCCAACAGGAAGGUCCAGCUCCUCCAGCUGGGAGGGACUGAAGGAGGCAUCCAAAAGCAAAGCUGGGUUUGAUGGGAGACCAGGCUGGUGUCCAAGAUUCCCCCAUGAACACAGAAUGGGAAGGAGGAGGUGAAGAGUCACCCGGAAUGGGCUGGACAGGAAGGGUGGGCUCGAGAUGUGACCCAAUCUUUGCUUUAAUAUGAGAAUAAUGAGAGGAAUGGGAGGGUGAAGCAAUGGGCAUUGCAACACCCCUGGUGGACGUAACCCCGGGGUUACUGGUCAAACUGGGGCACCCUCCAGCAUGGCCAGAGCCUGGGGACAUCUCUGUCACCUCCAGGGGACAGGGGAAGGCGUGGGUGGAAGGGCAGCCCUGGGCACGGCGGGGCAGCGAUGCAGAGAGGUUGGGCUGAGGGCAGGUCCUGCCCGGUGAGGCAGGAGGGCUGGGCUGGUCCCAGCAGAGGUGACACCUGCCCAGGAGUGGCCUGGGGUGACUGGGAGACCCCCGAGACCCCCGAGACAACCCGCUGGGGUUGUUAUGGGGAGGCACAAGGGGAUCUCGCUGCUCCCAGCUCCUGGCCCGAGGUCAGGGCUGAGCCGAUGGCCCUGGGCAGCAGCACAGGGAUGCCCCUCCUUCCCCACCCCUGGAGGUGUCCCAGGCCGGGUGGGACGGGGCUUGGAGCACCCUGGGAUGGUGGGAGGUGUCCCUGCCAUGGCAGGGCUGGCACUGGAUGGGCUCUGAGGUCCGUCCCACCCAAACCCUCCCAGAAUUCUGGGAUUCCCUGAUCUGGGCCAUGGACCAGCAGGGCUGGGAGAAGCUGCUGGGGGCUGACACCAGCCCAGUGUCCCUGCUGUGACAAGGACUUGGUUCCAGGAGUUUCCAGGGGGCUGGCCUGGAUCCUGCAAGGCACCAGAGCAGGAGGAGAGGUUAAUUACAGCCUGUGCUAAUUGCACCCGUGAAAACACCUCAUGCAACACAGCUCCUGGCUGCCAACUGGGCCAAGGGCUGGCACCUCCUGCAGGCUGGGCUGGCAGUGGGGGGUGGCAGAGCCCGGCCCCCCAGGCACUGUGGGACCCUGGGGACAGAUGCUGAGCUUUGGGAGGGGAAGGACAGAGGGGCUCCUACUGCCCAAAUUGAGCAAGGGAUGGGGAGCAGUGGUGCCUCAUUCCUGCUGUCAUUCCAGGUGGGAGAUGUCUUCCAAUACUUUGAUGCUCUGCAGGGUGAGGUUUGGGUGCCAGCAGGUGACUGUGCCCAGCCUGGCUGGGGUGAUGGCCAUGGACCAGGAGCAGCUCCUGCUGUCCCCACCAGCCGAGACUCCCUUUCUCAGGGCUGGCAGCCCCGUGGCCAGGAGAGGUUCCUGGGACAGGGACACUUUUGUGAGCAGCAGGUCUGAGCUCCCCAAUUGAGAGUCACUGCCAUGGCUUUCAAUAGCCCAGGAGGUGACAGCGGUGACAGCUCGGGUGACUCAGGGUCCCCGUGUGACUCAUGGCCACUCUCCACCCUUGGGUGGGUGUCCCGCUUCCACCUGAGCCACUCCAUCCUGGGGAUGAGAUCCACAGCGAGCCUUCCCCUGGGCCAGCCCCGGCCGCCCACGCAGGAUCCUCCUGAUUCACCUGCCCCGCUCCCGGCAGCCUCGGCCACUCUCCCGGCCCGGCCCGGGCUGAGCUCGGGGCGGCACCAUGGACCUGCUGCUGCUGCACGGGCUGCUGCUCCUGCCCCUGGCAGCACUGCUGCUCUACAGGUGCAGCCCCCGCUUCCAGUUCCUCUGCAAGGUGGCCUUUUUCAACUGCUGGAUCGUGGCCUUGGCCACCCUGCUGUCCCCCUUGGCCGCCCUCCGGGGACGCUCCGUGGAGAACAUGAGGCUCCUGCGGGCCGCGCUCCUGCCCCUCAAGCGCUUCUACGGCAUCAGGAUGGAGGUGAGGGGCUCCGAGCGGCUGCGGCUGCCGGGGCCCUUCGUGAUCGUCUGCAACCAUCAGGCUUCCCUCGACCUCAUGGGAAUGGUGGAGGUGAUUCCCGAGCGCUGCGUGCCCAUCGCCAAGCGGGAGCUGCUGUACCUGGGCACGGUGGGCUGGGCCUGCUGGCUCAGUGGCAUCAUCUUCAUUGACCGCCACUGCAGGGACACGGCCAUCGAGGUCAUCUCCCGCACCGCCAGUGCCAUGCGGCAAGAGAACCUCCGUGUGUGGGUUUUUCCAGAAGGCACCAGGAACCCGGGCAAAUCCAUGCUGCCCUUCAAGCGUGGGGCUUUCCACCUGGCCGUGCAGGCCCAGGUUCCCAUUGUCCCCAUUGUGAUCUCCCCGUACUGGGACUUCUUCAGCCCCAAGGAGAAGAGAUUCACCUCUGGGACCUGCGCCAUCCAAGUCCUCCCCAGGGUGGAAACGUGGGGCCUGAGCCCAAAGGACGUCCCCAAACUGACCGAGAGUGUCCGCCAGGCCAUGGCUGAGGCCCUGGCUGAGAUGUCCAUGGGUGACCACGGGGACCAGAACAUGGAGCAGCCUCUGCUGGGGCUAGGGGAGGACAGGGACAGCCCCCAGGGCCAGGGGGACACAGCCAGGAGCAGGAAAUAGGCAGAGGGAGUGAGUCCCUUGGGAACACUAAGGAGGUGUCCCUUGUCCCCUGAGGAGGUGUCCUGCAGCCCUGCCACCACCCCAGCAGGACGGUGCCCUAAGGGGAGCAGAGCGGGGCAGGAUGGGGACCAGGCAGCACCCCCAAAACAGAGCAAAGUGCCCCCAAAACAGAGCAAGGUGCACCCUAAAAGAGAGGAAGGUGCCCCCUAAAACCCCUCGUUGUGACUGUGCAUCCCCUGGAUGUCCCUCUUCCAGACCUGGAGCUGUGGCUGUCCCCCUGGAGCUGUGGCUGUCCCCCAGGAUGACUCCUGCCUACUUGCUGGGCAGGGCAAGGAUGCUCCAGGCAGGGCUGGGGGUUCACAGCCCCAUUUUCCACCCCUGAUUGUUGGGUUCCCCCAUGGAUUCUCCUUCCAGAGGCUCCUACAAGCUGGAAAUGCUGUUUGGGUGCAGCCAGCUCUGGGGAGGGGCCCAGAGUGUGCAGCCUGGGGGAUACACGAGAUCCAGGGG
Vidua chalybeata is the source of this 3499-nucleotide messenger RNA. Its product is annotated as 1-acyl-sn-glycerol-3-phosphate acyltransferase alpha-like. Gene Ontology annotation, biological process: phosphatidic acid biosynthetic process. Gene Ontology annotation, cellular component: endoplasmic reticulum; membrane. The coding region runs from base 2108 to 2992 and encodes 294 amino acids. Gene Ontology annotation, molecular function: 1-acylglycerol-3-phosphate O-acyltransferase activity. Lineage: Eukaryota; Metazoa; Chordata; Aves; Passeriformes; Viduidae. The record is from RefSeq and is a predicted model, not a curated record. The transcript has 6 exons.